GACGCACCUCCGGCAUGUUGAGAGGACGCUGUCUCGUGCCAGUCUUGGCCUGCCUCUCCGGCGUGGUCUUCGCUGCAGAGAAUCUUACCUGUCCCGACUACAUCGCCUACGCAACCGAACAUCAUGGCCCAUACUCCGAAGGGAGAUUCAACUUGUCAUAUCAACGCCCCGCUACACGCUGUCGAACAUUCAAUUCCUCGAUCGUCGAAAGCACUAUAGAUCGCAUCAAGAAAGAGAUUGCGGAUCCGGACUUGAAAAGACUGUUUGAGAACACCUUCCCAAACACUUUGGACACGGCAGUCAAAUGGAAGGGCUAUGCGAAGAAUGCCACUGCGGGAGAGGAGCUGACCUUCCUGAUCACUGGCGACAUCAAUGCCAUGUGGCUUCGCGAUAGCGCGAAUCAGGUUCAAUCGUAUUUGCCCUUGCUCGAGGCAUCGGAUUCUCCAGACUCUCUGGCCUCCCUGUACCGUGGUGUCAUCAAUCUCCAGGCUCGUUACCUCCUCACCGAUCCGUAUUGCAACAGCUUUCAGCCGCCCGCAGAAUCAGGCCUUACUCCCAGUUAUAAUAGCUACGGGGCUGCAGAUGUUGUGACUCCACCUUUCAGCAAUCAGUCAGUCUUCGAGUGCAAGUAUGAGCUUGACUCACUGGCAGCUUUCUUGGAGGUUUCCUACGACUAUUACAAUGCUACCCAAGACGCCGAGUUCUUCGGAAAGUAUAACUGGGUCAAGGCUGUGGAAAGCGUUCUGCAAGUGGCCGACCACAUGUCGGUGUCGACAUACGAGCCAAAUGGCUUCGUGCAGAAUUUGACGUACACGUGGAAGAGAACGACCGAUACCGCUACGGAGACGCAAGCCAAUCUUGGCCGUGGCAACCCAUUCAAUAACGUCACUGGUCUAGUCAGGUCCUUUUUCCGACCGUCUGACGACGCAACCAUCUAUCAGGGCUUCAUCCCGGCCAACAUGAUGUUUGCGAGAUUCCUGGAGGGCACAGCUCCGAUUGCGUCCAAGAUUGGUCAGACUGAUCUAUCAAAGAGGAUGACUGACCGGGCGUCUGGCAUACGGAAGGCUAUUGAGCAAUGGGGCAUAGUCGAUACUCCAGCAUUCGGCAAGAUCUAUGCUUUUGAGGUCGAUGGCUAUUUCGGCCAGAACAUCAUGGACGACGCCAAUAUCCCAUCGCUACUUUCUGCACCAUUCAUAGGUUACCUCGACGUCGAUGACAAGGUGUACCAAAACACGCGAAAACUCAUUCUCAGCGCUGCAAAUCCAUACUUUAUGCGUGGCCCUGUGAUCAAUGCUAUCGGUGGACCUCAUGCAGGCUUGGGCUACGCUUGGCCAAUGGCAGCAAUUGUUCGCAUCCUCACUACGAGCGACGAUGCUGAGAUCACUGAACAGCUACGUGAGAUCGUAAGCAGCACAGAUGGACUUGGACUGAUCCAUGAGAGUAUCAACACCUUUAAUGUCAGCGAUUGGACGAGACAAUGGUUCUCGUGGGCGAAUGGACUGUUUGGUCAGGCGAUCUUGGACUUGAGCGACAGAAAGCCUGGGAUUCUCAAGCAGAGCUUUCAGACAGACAGCGCGUCUUAUACAUAAGAAAAAUACGAGGAAUUAAAGAAUGA
Molecule: messenger RNA, 1615 nt
Organism: Pseudocercospora fijiensis CIRAD86
Lineage: Eukaryota; Fungi; Ascomycota; Dothideomycetes; Mycosphaerellales; Mycosphaerellaceae
Exons: 4
Coding region: 15-1589 (524 amino acids)
Biological process (GO): carbohydrate metabolic process
Source: RefSeq, a predicted model, not a curated record